CCAAGAUUCAUUAUUGAGGACUGCAGAUGAAGAAAUAAGACCAAUGGAAUCAUAUUAAUUAAACCUCGUGUGAAGAAACUGCAGAGAGUGAGAUAUCAAAGAAAAAGAAAAUGAUAGCGGAAAGCCACCUUUCGAAAAUUAACACAUACAACGUUCAAAUCGGCGGCGUGGAUGUCAAAACUCGAGUGGUCGACGACACAAAGCUUGUGCCGGCAGCUCUGGCAGAGCUGGGGGUCGGCGGCGUCGGCGACGGCGGAGCACAUCCCAUCGUCGGGGUGGACGUGAAGGUAUCCUCGAAUCUGUUCGGAAGGGGCAAAAGAUGCGAUCUGUUGAUCCUAUGCACCAGAUCCAACUGCCUAAUUCUUCGAUUGGAUCCCAUGAGAUUCUGCCUUGAUUCUGACUCUCAAACCGUCACUGAUUUCCUGAGCUUUAAGGAUGUUUCUUUCGUGUGUCCCAAUGGAUUUAGAAAGAGGACUCGUGGUCUACCGCUGUUUGUAUACGCUAAUCACACCAUUACGACGUACGGGCGUUUCCGGAAAACAACCCGAAACGCGUCCUUUGACUGCUCGGAGAUUGGGGCCGUUGAGGUCGGAUAUUACGCCGCCAGGGCUCUGAGAAACCCCAAGCUUCUCAAGUGUGAGUCGUUCAGUAAACUGGGGAAGGAAGCAGGGGUGGACCUCACUACUGGGAAUUCAGAUAAUGGAAAAAUGGUCAAACGGCGACCAAAGUGGGACGCUGAGGUUUUCUCCGAUGAGGAAGUUCUCUCUGUUAUGCAUGAUGCUGCUGCCUGCUAUCGUAUUGUCCACAAGCUUCUUCAGUCUCCAUGAGUAAUAAAUCUCAGGAUCUUAUCUGGCUUUUCCCAGCCACCAAUUUCCAGUACUUUUAAGUUUCCUUUAAUUAGCUGGGUGCACGUACGGGAAGUCUAAAACUGCUUCUAUCUACUCCGUAUUUGUCAUUAUUAUGUUAUGGCUAUUUUAUAAGCUCAACUCCAAUAUCAUGUGUAGUUUAUGCUUCUAUUUGGUGGGUUAUGGCAUUCUUAGCUUUGUUGAAUUAUGUAUGAUGUUGUAAGUAAUGAAAUCUGUGUGGUAGUCGCUCUUUCGGCUAAUCAGAUGUACUAUCGUAUCUUGUACCAAAUAUUAAAAGCUCUCUAUCGGCUACUCACAAAACUAAUAAACUGGUCGCACACUAGAAGUGAAGAUCAUGUAGGAUACUUGAGUUGGUUAUCUGGUUCCAUUGGUAGGAUGAAUAUUACUUAUGAUUGCCCCUUUACACUCAAUUGGGUUAUUAUACAAUUCCAACUAUGCUUG
This is a messenger RNA of Cuscuta epithymum, 1307 nucleotides long. NCBI's taxonomy places the organism in Eukaryota, Viridiplantae, Streptophyta, Magnoliopsida, Solanales, Convolvulaceae. The record is from the annotation of a GenBank genome assembly.